This is a messenger RNA of Engraulis encrasicolus (European anchovy), 1468 nucleotides long. Its product is annotated as 26S proteasome non-ATPase regulatory subunit 4-like. Bases 73 to 1185 code for a protein of 370 amino acids. Gene Ontology annotation, molecular function: polyubiquitin modification-dependent protein binding. The transcript is spliced from 10 exons. NCBI's taxonomy places the organism in Eukaryota, Metazoa, Chordata, Actinopteri, Clupeiformes, Engraulidae. Gene Ontology annotation, biological process: proteasome-mediated ubiquitin-dependent protein catabolic process. Gene Ontology annotation, cellular component: cytosol; nucleus; proteasome regulatory particle, base subcomplex. The record is from RefSeq and is a predicted model, not a curated record.
CACGGCUCUCUGGUGAUAGCCAAUCACGCCUCUCUAAAAGUGACGUCGACGUAUCGACCAAGCGUUUCCAAGAUGGUGCUUGAAAGUACUAUGGUCUGUGUUGACAACAGUGAAUACAUGCGAAAUGGAGACUUCCUACCCACCAGACUACAAGCCCAGCAGGAUGCUGUCAACAUCGUGUGUCACACCAAAACCCGCAGCAACCCUGAGAAUAACGUGGGCCUCAUCACACUUGCCAAUAACUGUGAAGUGUUGACUACCCUGACCCCUGAUACGGGACGGAUUUUGUCCAAACUGCAUGCCGUCCAGCCCCUUGGCAAUAUUAAUUUCACCACUGGCAUCAGAGUGGCCCAUCUGGCUUUGAAACACAGACAAGGGAAGAACCACAAGAUGAGAAUCAUCGCCUUUGUGGGCAGCCCUGUGGAGGACACAGAGAAAGAUCUUGUGAAGAUGGCUAAGCGUCUAAAAAAGGAGAAAGUUAGUGUGGACAUCAUCAACUUUGGAGAGGAGGAGCUGAACACAGAGAAGCUGACUGCCUUCGUGAACACCCUGAAUGGCAAAGAGGGCACCGGCUCCCACCUGGUGACAGUGCCCCCGGGCCCCAGCCUGGCCGAUGCCCUGCUGUCCUCCCCCAUCCUUGCCGGCGAGGGGGGCACCGCCAUGGGCCUGGGUGCCAGCGACUUCGAGUUUGGAGUGGACCCGAGUGCAGACCCGGAACUGGCUCUGGCCUUGAGGGUGUCCAUGGAGGAGCAGAGGCAGAGGCAGGAAGAGGAGGCUCGCAGGGUAUCUGCUGCAGAGGCCGGUGUCCCCUCCCCUACCACAGAAGCAGAGUCGGACAAUGCCCUUCUAAAGAUGUCAGUGCCCGCCUCAGACGCUGGCACCCCUGUGCUGCCUGACUUCAGCCGCAUGACAGAGGACGAGCAGAUUGCCUAUGCGCUACAGAUGAGCAUGCAGGGAGGAGAGUUUGGUGCAGAGGCUAUGGAUGUAGACGCUGGGGCUGCCGCUGAGGAAACUAAGGAUGAGGAGGACUACGACGUGAUGCAGGACCCAGAGUUCCUGCAGAGCGUUCUGGAGAACCUCCCGGGCGUGGACCCCAACAACGAGGCCAUCCGCAACGCCAUGGGCUCCCUAGCCUCGCAGACCGGGCCCAAGCCAGACAACAAGAAGGACGAGAAGAAGAAAUGAGAAUAGUAAUAAUAAUAAUUGGCCUCUGAUCAUAACUCAUUAUACCUGAUAAGACAAAAAAACAUGGUCUGGCAGCGAAUAUUCUUUUGAGAAGUGUGUGUGUGCGUGUGUGUGCGUCUGUGAGCGUGCGUGCAUGGGGGUGCAUGUGUAGGGAGAGACUUAUUUCCAAGCCAAACCUCCUGCAAGGCUUUGUUUGUAUCCAUUACACAAUUAUCUUAUUUCCUUUUGCACCAAGGUCUUGGUUAAAUACUUUGUGCUGUUAUUAAAGUCGGGUAUCUGUUAA